Messenger RNA from Triticum urartu, 2188 nucleotides. Its product is annotated as Ribophorin I. The record is from RefSeq and is a predicted model, not a curated record. NCBI's taxonomy places the organism in Eukaryota, Viridiplantae, Streptophyta, Magnoliopsida, Poales, Poaceae. Gene Ontology annotation, cellular component: oligosaccharyltransferase complex; membrane.
UCACCUGUCUUCUCCCACGGGCACACGGGUGACGGGUCCGACCGAGCCCGACGAGGGUUUAAAGCCUUUCUUGCUCAGGUCCAACCCCAUCUCGCCGCGAAACCAACGCCCCGCGACGCGAUCUGGCCGCCGAGCAUGGCGACACCGCUCCGCCUCGCCGCGCUCCUCCUCCUCGUCCUCGUCGCGGCCUUCGCCUCCGCCGCGCGCGCUGAUCUCGUCAUCUCCAGGGCGGAUCGGAAGGUUGAUUUGACUUCGCACAUCGUCCGCGUCCUCACUUCGCUCAAGGUUGAAAAUGCCGGCUCCGAGCCUGUCUCUAAAGUCUUGCUGGCUUUUCCCAACAUCCAAGCAAAAAACCUGGCAGCGAUCAGAGCAUUCGGCACUGAGGGAAAAGUGAAGGGUCUCAGUAGUAUUCUUCCGAUUGAAGUUGUUGAGCCUUCUGGUGUUCCCCCAGAACUGACCUUCUUUUCAGCAUCGUUGCACAAACCUUUGACAAAGGGGAAGAUUCUUCACUUAGAUGUCUUGACCGUAUUUACACACUUUCUCCAGCCGUUCCCAGAAGAGAUCACCCAAGCCGAUUCGCAGCUGGUUGUCUUUCAGGAUAGCUCUCACUACCUGUCUCCUUACCCUGUUAAGGUCCAGACGCUUAGUAUCAGAUUGCCUGGUGGAAGGGUUGAAUCAUACACAAAAUAUGGAAACACAAAACUUGUGGAUUCCGAGCUUAAAUAUGGACCGUAUGAAGAUGUUCCCCCGUUUUCCUACAACCCUAUUAUUGUGCACUUUGAGAACAACAACCCAUUUGCAGUUGCAAAGGAACUUAUAAGGGAGGUUGAGAUAUCUCACUGGGGCAAUGUACAGAUUACAGAACAUUACAACAUUGUUCAUGGUGGUGCCAGACUGAAGGGUGAAUUCUCCAGGCUUGACUACCAGUCUAGACCUUAUGCAAGAGGGGUUUCAUCAUUUAGGCAUCUCAUUGCUAGAUUGCCUGCAAGGGCCCACUCUAUUUAUUAUAGAGAUGAAAUCGGUAAUAUUUCAACAUCACACUUAUGGAGUGAUUCUAAGAAGACCCAACUGGAAAUUGAACCGAGGUUUCCCUUGUUUGGUGGUUGGCAAACAACCUUUACCAUUGGUUAUGGUUUACCUCUUCAAGACUUUGUUUUCAGUGCUGAUGGAAAGAGAUUUCUCAAUAUCACAUUUGGUUCUCCAAUGGAGGAGAUUCUCAUAGAAAAGCUCAUCGUAAAGGUCGUUCUACCUGAAGGUUCAAAGGAUAUUGAUGUUUCAGCUCCAUUUCCAACAAAUCAAUGGCAAGAGGUGAAGUAUUCACAUCUUGACAUUGCUGGAAGGCCAGUUCUAGUCUUGGAGAAGCCUGAUGUUAUUCCAGAGCAUAAUUUGCAUUUCCAGGUGUACUACAAAUUCAAUAACAUCUCGUUGCUCAUAGAGCCGAUGAUGUUGAUUACUGGCUUCUUCCUCCUGUUUGUUGCAUGUAUUGCCUACAUGCACACUGACAUGUCAAUCUCUAAGAACUCUCCUUCUUAUCUGGCAAAGCUGCAAUGGGAUGAGGUGCAAGCCACUGUUCAGCAAAUCCAGGGUAUCUUCGGCCAGUGCUUAGCUGUUCAUGAUAAGCUAGAGACAUCAUUGCACGAUUUGUCUAGGACUGGAGAUGCUAAAUCUUGCAAAGCAGCUCGUAAAGCAGCUGAUGCACAGUUGAAGGAAUUAGCGAAAGAGCUGAAGCCACUGUGGUUAUCUGUACAGUCAUCCCCUCAGUCUUAUCAGAUAUGGCCAAAGCUAGAGGACUUGGUUGCGAAGGAGAAGGAGUUGCAGGAGAAGCUCAUGGCAAGGCAUGCCACCGUGGUUGACAGCGUCGAGAAGAAGCAGCGCGGGCAAGACAUAGAAAACCGGAUUGCUUCCCAGCAGCAGAAGAUCGCUGCGCUGAGGCAAGAGGUCGAAUCUCUUCUAGAGUACCUUAGCGAGAUAUGAGCGGACCCCGUCUCGUUCCUAUAUCAUUAGUGAUUAGACUGAAGGUCAUCGUCUGCACUUUUGUGUAGAUGUUGUGUUGGUAACCCAUUAUCCUAGUUCCUGAGGCUAGGUUUUGAAUAGACCGUGUAUAACAUGAUAUAAGCACCGUAAUCAUUUUGGAACUGAUUAGUUUUUUUUGUUUUGCAUCAUGAUAAAAAGAAAUCAUGCGGAACCA